Messenger RNA from Penaeus vannamei (Pacific white shrimp), 3623 nucleotides. Lineage: Eukaryota; Metazoa; Arthropoda; Malacostraca; Decapoda; Penaeidae. The record is from RefSeq and is a predicted model, not a curated record.
UGAUUUCCUUCAGUUACGUCCCACUCCCAGCCGCACUAGUGUGAAAACACCACCCGCAUCUCACGUGACGUAUUAUCAGCGGUGGGAGCCUCAGUCCCUCCACAGCUCGCCUCGAAAUGGUGGAAAUUACGUCUUCUCACGAAGAAGAUUCUCUGCACGGAGAGAGUUUGCCUCCUCCGCCGGAUAUGAACGAGGAUAAUGAUGUAAUUGAGGAGCAUGUUGGAGGAAUAGGAGGCGAGUGUGAAGAUAUACAGCUGACAGGAUGUGGAGCAUCAGCAUGUUGCGACCCCAGGAAAGGAGUCUACAGGUUUAGUGCCCUGUUCUUCAUGUGCUUGGGCUUUGGUUCCUAUUUCUGCUAUGACACCCCCGGCUCACUGCAGGACCAGAUUAAGGACGACAUGGGAGUCAACACGGUCGGAUUUGCCAGCCUCUACUCUCUCUACUCGUGGCCCAAUGUGGUCCUCUGCUUUAUUGGGGGUUUCUUGAUAGACAGAGUGUUUGGUAUCCGUUGGGGCACCAUCAUAUUUUCUACAUUAGUCACGGUGGGUCAGUUCAUUUAUGCAACAGGUGCCGUUACAAACCAGUUCUGGUUGAUGCAGACUGGACGAUUUGUCUUUGGAGUCGGUGGUGAGUCCCUUGCUGUUGCCCAGAACACCUACACUGUAAGCUGGUUCAAAGGCAAAGAACUAAACACUGUGUUUGGACUGCAGCUGAGCAUGGCUCGUGUUGGCUCCACAGUUAACUUCCUUAGCAUGGGUCCUAUCUAUGCCUGGGUUGAUACUUUUGCUGAUGGGUACAAGACGCUUGGAAUUUCACUCUUAAUUGCUGGUGCAACUUGUAUUUUUUCUCUGAUUUGCGCGGUAAUCCUUGGCCUGCUUGACAAGAGACGCUCCAAGGUGCUCGGCAUUGCCGAGUCUGGAGAAAAGGUGCAGCUUAGGGAUAUUCUAACUUUCCCACUCUCCUUCUGGCUCCUGUGUGUGAUCUGUGUCUCAUACUAUGUAGCCAUCUUCCCUUUUAUUGGGCUGGCCAAAGUCUUCUUCAUGCGCAAGUUCGAUUUCGACGAGGCGAGUGCCAACGGAGUCAGCAGCAUUGUCUAUGUUAUUUCGGCUUUCGCAUCUCCUAUCCUGGGAUAUAUUGUGGACCGACUGGGGCGCAACAUCCUUUGGGUUUUCAUUGCCGUGUUGGUGUCGUUCGCUCCUCUGCCCUCUCAUGGUGCCAUGGUAAGAAAAAAGAUGGCCUACAGUUAUAUUAAUUAAACCUUUUUGCUUUCUCUCUCGCAGAGUGUGUUAGGCUUAGCAUACUCUCUCCUGGCUAGUGCACUUUGGCCAAUGGUGUCUCUCAUCAUCCCAGAACAUCAACUUGGGAGUGCAUAUGGCAUGAUGCAGAGUAUCCAGAAUCUUGGCCUGGCCUUAAUCAGCAUGUUAGCCGGACUGAUUGUUGACUUGAAAGGCUACCUUGUCCUUGAGAUGUUUUACAUGAUAUGGCUUUGUGUUGCCUUGAUAUCCACUGUGGUAAUGUGGUUGACGGAUUCAGCUUCAAGAGGAGUGCUUAAUCUAACUGUUGCUGAGCGGCGGAACAGAGAGUCGGACAGGGAACGUCUACUCAGCUCAUAGGUAAUGUACUGUCAAUGUAAUAAAGUAGGCGGUACAUAUCAGAGACAAGAAGAAGGUCUUAAUAGCAUUCCUCUCAACGCUCAGGCAGGAGUUGUGGAAGUGAAAGGAUCUUCCCUCAUACCAAAGACAGGGUCAAAGAGAUUUGCCGUAAACUUUAAAAUGGAAGAAUAAGCUACCUGAUCUCCUAUGGCAACAUGAUCAGUUUCAUGAAUGAAAUUAUGUAUUGUAGAUUAGGGUCCCAAGAUUUUGCAUUUGAGAUUGUUAGUAAAAGUUUAACUUUUUAUCAUAAUAAAGGAAACAGACUAUUUUAUUUUUGUAAUGUCUAUAAUUGAUAGCCUGUACAUUUUUUUUUAAUAGCUUUUAUUGUUAGUACAAUAAGGUUAGUGACAGAAGGAUCAGCAUUUAUUUGUGAUCUUCAAUUGUGUGGAUAAAAUUUUUACAUAGAGCUGAAGUGAUAUAGUUACCAUCACCAAAUGUUUUAUUGUACAUCUAAUGUGUUUUAUGUUUACUGGUAAAAGUGUAAAACUUUAAUGAGUGUUUUAUGUAUGAAAGAAUAAAUUUCUUUAAAUCAGAGAAAGUUAAUAUCUUAUAAUUUGAUAGAUUAAUUAAUGUAUUUAUUUAGAAGAUAUUGUUCCAUUAGUCAAAAAAUAAUGAAAAAGGUUAAAAGAAAACAGUCGCAUGGUAAAAAAUAAUGCUCUAAUGUGGUGAAUUGACUAUAUCAGAACAGCCAAUAAAUGUACCAAAUGGAUUACUUUAUUUAUAUUUUGUAAGGUCACCAUUCUUUUAUGUGAUAUAAAAUUCCGUGAAAGGAGAAAUUGUGGAAAGACUGACUGGAAGUUUAAUGGGAGAAUUCAGUGUUAUACAUUUUUUUCUCUUAUUUACCAGUCUUUCAAUGACUCAUUUUUCUGUCUUUCAAGCAAGUACUAACUACCUUUUUUAAAUGUAAACCUAAAUAGGGUGGAUAAAAUGAUGUUCAUUUGUAGUGUCUCUAAUGCAUAAUUCACUUCUUAAAAUGAUCUAUUUUUUGUAUCGACUUGGAGAUUAAAGUGAAUUGUUAUUAUAAAUACUUAUUUUAAGUCAAUUUUAACCCAUUAUGCUGAUAAUGUAAUAUUAUGUAUUUUGUGAGGGCAUACUAUGCUUUGUUGUUAUGAAAAAUCAUGUGUUCACAGACAUUCUCACAUGAGGUAUAAAGCAGUGUCUUUUGACAGAAUUUAGUAAAAAAUAUAAGGCAAAAUUGCAAUCCUGAACCUCUGGUAUUGGAAACUCCAUUCCAGUCAAUAUUCUCAUUCAUACCUGACCAUUAUUAAUGGUAUUUAUAAGGGAUAACAAGUAUUCUUAAGAUAUGAACUUAAAGAUAUGCCCACCAAUGAAGGUUACAUUGUACUGUCAAGCCAGCCAUGGAGGGGUUAAAACAAACCCUGUUUAAUAUAUAAUGAUGUAUGAUAAGCUAACAUUUUGUUGCAAAUGAUAAAAAGAUGUGAUAUAUGUGUACAUACACAUUUUAUUUUAGUGUAUCUUCAAGUGCCUUAUUACGUCUUUCAUGUUUAAUAGAAAAGGAAGGUAAAAAAAAAAAUCAAUGUAAAGUAUUGGCUUUUAGAGAAUUUUAAAGUAAACUGGUAUUUUUUAACUCCUACAUAUUUUUAAGCCAUACUAGUUGCAUUUUCAGGACUUUUUUAAGACCUAUUAAAAAGGAAAAAGAGAAUCCAAAUGAGGCCUCUUUGACCUUAUCUUUCCAUAAUGCGUCUCUCUCAGGUGCCGGAUAUGGUACUCCUUGUGCUGGUUAAUUGAUGAAUUCAAAUCUAUUUGUUACAUGACUUCUGAGCCAAAGAAUGGUUACAAUCAUUUCUUUCUUUAUAUUCUGUGCACUGUAACAGAGAAGUUGUUCAUUUUAAUUUAAGUGUUUAUCAAUUUCUGAUACAAAAUGGGCACUUCAGUCAUACAUUACUUUUAGAAUAAUUUGUAAUGUAUAGGAAUUGUUAUUUAUCAUAUAAAUAAAAAAGUACAUAUAUG